Paramisgurnus dabryanus is the source of this 968-nucleotide messenger RNA. RefSeq names its product probable thiopurine S-methyltransferase. The record is from RefSeq and is a predicted model, not a curated record. NCBI's taxonomy places the organism in Eukaryota, Metazoa, Chordata, Actinopteri, Cypriniformes, Cobitidae. Gene Ontology annotation, molecular function: thiopurine S-methyltransferase activity.
UCCUGGCAGCACACGCCAAUCACAGAAAGCUCCACCUCCUGGUUGGACGCGCCAGUACUACUCGUGACAUAAUGGCCACGCCCACUUUACGCAGUACUUCCUGUUAUGAAGAUCGUGCAGACACCGGUUCUGACUGAACUGUUCCAGAAUCUAGUUGCCGAAGAGACCAAAACCAUCUGAAGACAAGAAAAAACAUGUCAACCCAAGCAAACCGAGUGAUGGCUUUGUCUGAAUGGGAUGACAGGUGGCAGGAGGGAAGAACUGGUUUUCACAAACCUCAAGUGCACGAAUUGCUGAAAAACAACUUGGACAAAGUUGUAGGUGGACGAAAGGGUAUUCGAUUCUUCUUUCCACUAUGUGGUAAAGCUGUGGACAUGAAAUGGCUGGCAGACAUGGGUCACACAGUGGUUGGAGUUGAAUUUGCAGUAAAAGGAAUUAAACAGUUUUUUGAAGAGCAGAACCUUACAUACAGUGAAGAGCUGGUACCAGAAAUUCCUGGAGCGAAGGUUUUCAAGAGUACGGAUGCAAAAAUCUCCAUCUAUCAGUGUGAUUUAUACAAGUUCUCCAGUGCAAUUGCAGGAAAGUUUGGAGGGAUAUGGGAUAGAGGAGCACUGGUUGCCAUUAACCCAUGUGACAGGCAAAAGUAUGCUAGUCUCCUUAUUUCCUUAAUGGAGAGUGACUGUAAAUAUCUUCUGGAUACGUUGGAAUAUAAUCCUGAGUUGUAUAAAGGUCCACCAUUUUUGGUAACAGAAGGGGAUGUGAAAGAUUUAUUUGGUGUGGCCUGUGACAUUGAAUUGCUUCAGACUGUAGAUGGCUUUGAGGAAAGACACAGAUCAUGGGGAAUCGAUUCAUUGACUGAGAAACUGUACUUUCUCACUCCAAAGACACAAUGAUUACUAAUCACAAUGACACCUUAUAUUGGUUCACUUUUAUCAAAAUUGUUGAAUGAAUAAAUAUCCUUUACAAUA